Molecule: messenger RNA, 744 nt
Organism: Penicillium macrosclerotiorum
Lineage: Eukaryota; Fungi; Ascomycota; Eurotiomycetes; Eurotiales; Aspergillaceae
Product: glutathione S-transferase family protein
Exons: 2
Coding region: 1-744 (247 amino acids)
Source: RefSeq, a predicted model, not a curated record
AUGACCGGCCAAGCCGAGCCUCAAAUUGUAUUGUAUGACUUGGCCUGUACCAAGAAUGCCUGUUUCUCGCCUGUAGUCUGGAGGAUCCGUCUCAUGCUUAAUUACAAGAAUAUCCCUUACAGAACGGUAUUUCUCGAGUUUCCGGACAUUGAACCAACACUCAAAGGACUUGGGAUGGUACCGAAUGAAUCUCCUUCAGGAUCCAAAAUAAAAUACACAGUUCCUGCUAUUCAACAUGUGCCAACCAAUACAAACAUUAUGGACUCAGGGCCCAUCGCGGAAUUCAUCGAGUCAGCUUACCCAGACCCGUCAGUACCUUUGACAUCAGAAUUGGGACGCGAAAUAGAGACUCGGACGCGUGCUCUACUUGGCACGACUUUCGGUGCCUCGGUUAUGCCACGCGAGAUCCUUAUCCUAUCUCCACGCGCACAAGAAUACUUCCGGCGUACCCGCGAAUCCUCACUUGGGCGUCCACUCGAGGACUUGCUUGACCUAGAAAAUGAGGACCGGAGAUGGAACGCCUUAGACGAUAAAUUACGUGCUAUUAGUGAGCUGAUGCAGAAGAACAAAACCGAUGGCCCAUUCAUCCUUGGGUCUCGGCCGAGUUACACUGAUUUCUUCAUUGCGGGGGCCCUUCAGAGUGCGAGAAUGGUGGAGGAAAGUGUGUUUCUAAGAAAUAUAAAGUAUGAAGGAUUUCGGAUGAUCUAUGAUGCAUGCCUGCCUUAUAUGGAGAAGAGAAAUUGA